AUGAAUUCAUUCAUAUACUCAUUCAAAAAUCCUAGUAGUGAAUUUGUAGAAUCAGCUAAUUUUAUUCAAAACAAAAGACCAAAUCAAUUUUGCCUAAAAAUUUUUAAUUAACAAUCGUAUGAAGAUUUUAAAUUAGAAGACUAAUAAUAAUAACCUUUAUAAUAAUCCUAGGAUUAAUAUCCUUAAUUGAGUAUUAGUCAAUAUUUCUUAAAUCCUUAAUUAAGUUUGGAAUUAAAAUCUAAACUUCCUUCACUAGAUAAAUAUAUUAAGAAAAAGAAAAUACAUAAAAAGGCCAAAUAAUAGUCUGCUGCAAUUAGAGAUUAUAAAAAAAAUAUAUGCAGAAAUAUUUUAAGACAUGGGAUAAAAGGAAUAAAUAAUUAAUAAGCAUAGGAAUUUUUAUUAGAAAAGUUUAGAAAUAACAAUAAAAAAUUAAUUGAAUUUCAAAAGUUUUAUUAAUAAAAUUUGGAAAUCAUUUCAGGCUUCAGAGUACUUAAAGAUCAUUUAAUAAUUUAAACUGAUGAACCUAAAGAAGAAUAAGAACGAAAAAGAAUUUUUUAAUAAUAUCUGAUAUGGUUUUUGUCCUCUUAAGCAACAAAAUGCAUAUUACAAUCAGAAGCAAAUAAUAUUGCUGAAUAUAUUAAAUACAAAAAUGAUGUCUUAUUAUAUUAUGUUCAGCAACCUUUAUAAUGGUAUUCUAAUAAACCUUUAUGGAGAAGAAUAGAAUGA
This is a messenger RNA of Paramecium pentaurelia, 726 nucleotides long. The record is from the annotation of a GenBank genome assembly. NCBI's taxonomy places the organism in Eukaryota, Ciliophora, Oligohymenophorea, Peniculida, Parameciidae.